AUGCUGGACACCGAAGAAUCAUGCCGAAAUUAUAUCAAAGAUCAAAUCCCCUCUACAAUAGCUCAACAGAUCCGAAAAGAUCAAGAGUUGUGCCAUACACAAGGACUUCCCAGCCCAUUGGUCUUCUACCUUCCCCAUGUUAAAUCCCCCUUGGGGGAGCAAAUCUCGAAGGAGCUGUAUCCUACAAAUGCUCCAGCCCGAUACUCAUAUUCAAUCGGAGCGGCUUUGUAUACUGGCAUAAUACAGGGAAUUCAAGCCUAUUUACAUCAAAUGUCUCCUCAGCCCAGACACGAAAGUCUUCCAAAUGCUAUAGAAGAGGUCACUGAGAGUCCACCCUCAAUAGAAGAUAUUGAAACAGCACUAAGAGUGCUUGACUUUUGUGUCAAAAGUCCGGAUAACAUUCGUCUUAAUGGAAAAACACCGUUCAAAGACGUGAUGCAAGCCUUGAACCAGCGUUUAGGAAGCCCAUUUCCGAUCGAAAACAAAGAUGUAACGAAAGGAAGAAGGAAAGAACGAAAAUGUUACAUUUGCCAAUAUCUAAUCACGAGUCCCCAUCCUCAGUAUCCGGCCCUUUGCAAACCGUGCGGAAGUUUCAAUCUUGCAUCAAGCGAUCUUUCACUGCCUGAUGCUCUUAACCUAGAGGGAAAGACGGCUUUGGUGACAGGAGGACGGAUCAACUUGGGGUUUCAUACCGCAUUACGACUGCUUAGAUGCGGUGCUCAAGUAAUGGUAUCGUCCAGAUAUCCACGAGAUGCAGCGGUGAGAUAUUUAGCUGAAGGUGACUCCGGAAAAUGGGAGAAGCGAUUGAGGAUCAUUGGAGCCGAUUUUAGAGCAGCGAACGAUGUUUUUCAUUUGGUCGCUGGGAUUAAGCAGGUAUUGGUAAACUGGGAUAUGGAGAAUACCGGGAAGCUCGAUAUUCUUAUAAACAAUGCGGCGCAAACCUGGACAGAUUCAGUGAAACAAGAAAGACAAGCUAUUGAACUGGAACAUCGGCUGCAACUUGAGGACAACAACUUCGAUAAUCUACUCCUUACCACCAAUUACAACCCUCGUGUUAGAGGUGGCGUCCAGAGCUUGAAUCUUUUGGCUUUUGAUACAGAACAAAAACGUUUGAACGAGACAUUUUCCGAAGAGCCCGGGAUAAUCGGACGAACAGAAAACAUUUCAUCAAUCUCAACGAUGGAGAAAGAACCUAAGACUUCUUGGGUCCAAAACUUAUACGAGAUACCCUACGAAGACGUCAUCUCCGCCCACUCAGUGAACACCUUCGUCCCACUAAUCCUCAUCCGCGAACUUCUUCCCCUCAUGGGCAACUCCCAUCUUCACACAACCACCAAUAAUCAGCCCACAAAGCCCCUGGCCCACAUAAUCAACGUGUCAGCCCGCGAAGGAAUCUUCGAAUCCGCCCCAACCAACCGCCACAAAAACGGCUACCACGUCCACACGAAUCUUACUAAAGCCGCUCUUAACAUGCUUACGGAAACCGAAGCAGCAGCAGCUUGGCGAGAUCGAAAAGUAGCGAUGAAUAGUGUGGAUCCAGGUUAUUUGAGCGCGGCGAAAGAGGUGAUUGAGAAUAGAGAGGGGAGAGGUGAGUGGGAGGGAUGUCCGAUUGGAUGGGAGGAUGGAGCUGCGAGGGUCUUGUGGAGUGUGGCUGUGGGGGAGAGUGGGAAGGGAGCUGUGUGGGGGAGGUUCUUGAAGGAUUUUGGGAGAGGAGAGGGGGAGGAGAGAAUUGCGAGACAGAUGGGAGGAUAUUGUUGA
Sclerotinia borealis F-4128 is the source of this 1758-nucleotide messenger RNA. Lineage: Eukaryota; Fungi; Ascomycota; Leotiomycetes; Helotiales; Sclerotiniaceae. The record is from the annotation of a GenBank genome assembly.